Cynoglossus semilaevis (tongue sole) is the source of this 3618-nucleotide messenger RNA. It is a transcript of the gene top1a, whose product is annotated as DNA topoisomerase Ia. The coding region runs from base 148 to 2397 and encodes 749 amino acids. Gene Ontology annotation, biological process: chromosome segregation; DNA replication; DNA topological change. Gene Ontology annotation, cellular component: nucleolus; chromosome. The transcript has 21 exons. The record is from RefSeq and is a predicted model, not a curated record. Lineage: Eukaryota; Metazoa; Chordata; Actinopteri; Pleuronectiformes; Cynoglossidae. Gene Ontology annotation, molecular function: DNA topoisomerase type I (single strand cut, ATP-independent) activity; DNA binding.
CAAUGGUCUAAAAUGAGACAUUGCCGUGGCUUUUCUUCUUCACUCUGCUUGCAUCCACUCGCCGGUGUGUACUGUCUGACAUAGUCCGACUCCCUAACCCUCCACGUUGUUCAUCUGUUGUGUUUUUAAUCAAUAAACGCUGUGGAAAUGAGUGGGGACCAUUCCCACAACGAGGAUCAGAUUGAUUGUGGCUCCCGGGUCAAUGACUCCCACAAGCAUAAAGACAAGUACAAAGAGAAGGAACAUAAACAUAAGGACCACAAGAAAGAUAAGGAACGGGAUAGAUCCAAGCAUGGCAACAGUGAUCACAAACACAAAGACAAGGAAAGGGAGAAGGACAAGAUGAAGCACAAAGAUGGCAGUGCAGACAAAUACAAGGACAAGCACAAAGAGAAGAGGAAGGAAGAAAAGAUUAAAUUGGAAGACGGAAAGGUGAAAAAAGAAAAUGGCUUUGCAAGCCCUCAACAUGUGAAGUCUGAGCCUGAAGACGACUUUUACCUUCCUCCUAAACAUGAGAAGUCUCUAAAACGAGAACGCGAUGACGAUGUAGACUAUGACAUUAAGCCGAAGAAAAUCAAAACUCAAAAUGACAAGAAGCCCAAGAAAAGGAAACUAGAAGAGGACACAAAGUCAAAGAAGACAAAAAACAAAAAAGGUGAAGUGACUGAAGGAAAGAAAAAGGCAAAGAAUGAACCAGAGGAUAAAUGGAAAUGGUGGGAAGAGGAGAGAUACACUGAUGGUGUCAAAUGGAAGUUUCUGGAACACAAAGGACCAGUGUUUGCUCCACAAUAUGAACCUCUGCCUAGCCAUGUCAAAUUUUAUUAUGAUGGUAAGCCAAUGAAGCUAAGUCCAGAAGCUGAAGAAGUGGCGACUUUCUUUGCAAAGAUGCUGGACCACGAGUACACCACCAAGGAUAUUUUUCGCAAAAACUUUUUUAAAGAUUGGAGGAAGGAAAUGUCUACAGAUGAAAAGGCAAAGAUAACAGACCUGAAAAAAUGUAACUUCACUGAAAUGUCAGAAUAUUUUAAGGCACAGUCUGAAGCCAGAAAGGCAAUGUCCAAGGAGGAGAAGCUGAAAAUUAAAGCGGAAAAUGAACGCAUCUUGCAAGAGUAUGGCUUCUGCAUUAUGGACAACCAUAAAGAGCGUAUUGCUAACUUCCGCAUUGAACCUCCGGGAUUAUUCCGUGGCCGUGGAGACCAUCCUAAAAUGGGCAUGCUGAAACGCCGCAUUAGACCUCAAGACAUCAUCAUCAACUGCAGCAAAGACUCAAAGUAUCCGGAGCCACCUCCAGGCACAAAGUGGAAAGAAGUUCGUCAUGACAACAAGGUGACCUGGCUGGUGUCGUGGACGGAAAACAUACAAGGCUCCAUCAAGUACAUCAUGCUCAACCCGAGCUCCAGGAUCAAGGGUGAAAAGGACUGGCAGAAAUAUGAGACCGCCCGUAGACUGAAAAAAUGUGUGGACCGUAUCAGGAACCAGUACCGUGAGGACUUCAAAUCCAAGGAAAUGAAGAUUAGACAAAGGGCUGUGGCACUCUACUUCAUUGACAAGCUGGCUCUGAGAGCAGGCAAUGAAAAGGAGGAAGGAGAGACGGCAGACACUGUGGGCUGCUGCUCCCUGAGAGUGGAGCACAUCAAUCUUCAUCCAGAGAAUGAGGGUCAGGAGUAUGUAGUGGAAUUCGACUUCCUCGGUAAAGACUCCAUUCGUUACUACAACAAAGUUCCUGUUGAGAAAAGGGUAUUUAAGAACCUUCAGUUGUUCAUGGAGAACAAGGAACCUGACGAUGAUCUGUUUGAUCGUCUUAAUACCUCUAUUCUGAACAAGCACCUCCAGGAGCUCAUGGAUGGACUGACAGCCAAAGUGUUCCGUACUUACAACGCCUCCAUCACUCUGCAGCAGCAGUUGAAGGAGCUCACAAAUGCGGAUGAAAACGUUCCAGCAAAGAUUCUGUCCUACAACAGAGCCAACAGAGCUGUGGCCAUCCUGUGUAACCACCAGAGGGCUCCACCUAAAACCUUUGAAAAGUCUAUGCAGAAUCUGCAGACCAAGAUUGAUGCUAAAAGGGACCAGCUUUCUGAUGCCAGAAGAGAACUGAAGAGUGCGAAAGCAGAUGCCAAAAUACGAAAAGAUGAAAAAUCCAGAAAGGCCGUGGAGACGAAGAAGAAAGCCGUUCAGAGGAUAGAAGAGCAACUGAUGAAGCUGGAGGUUCAGGCAACAGACCGUGAGGAGAACAAGCAGAUUGCCCUUGGAACGUCCAAGCUCAACUAUCUGGACCCCCGCAUCUCUGUGGCCUGGUGCAAGAAAAACGGCAUUCCCGUCGAAAAGAUCUACAAUAAAACCCAGCGUGAGAAGUUUGCCUGGGCCAUUGACAUGGCAGAUGAAGACUAUGAGUUUUAAAAUCCCAGUCUGUGUUUUUAACUUGAUACACUAUUUUUUUAGCUCAACUGAUUUUAUUUGUUUUUAAUUUUGCUCCGUGGUCAGAUCUGGUCAGAGUUUGAUCAAACCUGAGCAGAAUCGCAGCAGCGACAUGGUAAGAUUGGAUGAGGCUGUCAUAAAGUGGUAGCAGGGGGUUAUGGGUAACAUACAUCUGAUCUAAAGUCAGAUAUUAUGGCUGACCUGCAUACCCACAGCUGUUCGAAGGCAAAAGCUGACUGGCAGGAAAUUAUGAAAUCUAUUGUCCUUUGCCCUUCUGCCCUUUGAGAGCAAGAACGUUCACCCUGUGGUCCCACAGCUACUGGAAUGAGAAAAAUGGAGAAAUAAUGCUUUGUAUCGUUUUCUUUGAUCAUUCGCUCUGCAUUUUAUCCCUGCCAUGUAUUAUUGAUGAAUUCUAUAUUUUAAUAGACAAAGUUGAAUCAAAUGGAUUGGCUUAAGACCGCCCAACCCCCCCUCUGAGGUAAGGCGAGCCUGACUUUUAAAGUGUGCGAGUGCAUUUGUGUGUUUGAGGGCCUCCACUGGGGGAGCAUCUCUUUUAGGUGAGCAUUUUAAAACUGGACUGUGUAUGAAACGUUGGGCACAGAAAGGAUGACUGAGCAGAGGAGAGAGAAACUGCAUCCAUGUCCAUAUUUACUCCAGCAAGCAGAAUGUGAAUACAUUGUUUUAUAUCCUCUAUCAGGGAAUUUUUUUUUUUUUUAUUUUGGUGUAAAUGUGAACCAAUCAUCAGUAUCCAAUGGAUUAUCAAAGGCCCUCUAAAUCUCUGCGUAGCCCCGUCCACAUCAGGUUUUAACUUAAUUUAAACAAUUUUUUUCCAAGAAAAGAAACCCUUUUUACCUGUUACUUGAAAUAAUGCUAUGAAAUGUAUUUAACGUAUCUAAAUUAAGUGUUUUUUGCUUCCAAUAGGGCUCUGUGAGGGACAUGAACUUUGCCAAAAAAAAAAAAAAAAUUCACCAUUCUGUUACAAUUUCUACCAUUUGUUUUGAGAUGGUGUAAAGACUACGGAAAAUAAUGUAACAUUAAUGUGAAUUCAUUUAUUCCACUUUACAACGUAUAAUAGGAAAGUUGAUGUAAGUAGCUGUAAAGUCAACAUCCUGUUCCUGUUUGACCUUUGUCAUAGCCUUUGAUCAUACUUUUGAGUUAAAUGCUCAUUGUAGGUUGAACAAUUAAUAAAAUCCUACAAAUACA